GGAGGGAGCGGGGAAGACGGAGCGAGGAGGGCGCGCGAAGGGAUGAAGAGCUCUAAGUGGCCGAUGAAGCCACGGCGAGGAUGAAUGAAAGAAGCAGCCGAGGGAGCGAGGCGCUUCCCGUGCUCCAGGUGAAGAGGAAGGGAGCCGCCCCGUUGGCCUCUGGGUGGGGGCCUGGAGGGUCGGGAGGCAGCCCUUGGCCCGCCCUGGGCGCCAGGGGGGAAGAGCCCGGAGCCGGGGGAGGCGAGGGGCAGAGGGGCCGCCCGAGUCCGCCGUCCCGCAAAGUGCAGCGAAGCUGUUGAAGCCCAGAGACUUCCACUCUGGACCUCCAGGCCAGACUGAAGACUUGGGUGAUGCCUGCCUAGAGCAGGUGGAAAAGCAUUUCAAAAAGAGAGGAAGUUCUUCCAGAUGAAUCGCCUGUCACACAGUCCUCGUGUUGGAAGGGAUCCCAAGGGUCAUCUAGUCUAACCUGAAUCCAUUGGCUUGGUUCCGGAGCCCUUGAGAUACUUGAAGAUGGCUCUCAUCUCUCCUCUCAGUCUCCUCUUCCCCGGGCUAAACAUCCCCAGCUCCUUCAACCAUUCCUCAUCAGGCCUGGUUUCCAGACCCUGGAUCAUCUGGGCUGCCCUGCUCUGCACAUGUUUCGGCUUGUCAACAUCCUUCUUAAAUUGUGAUGCCCAGAACUGAACACAGGGCUCCAGGUGUGGCCUGGCCAAGGUGGGACUAUGGCAUCCCUUCAUCUGGACGCUAGACUCUAAUGAUGCCCUUCCUCACCCUGUUCAAGUGCUGUAUCAGUGAUGCCUCCAGGGACCUGAAGUUGCUGGCAUCUCUAAUUCAGACCGUCGGACUGAACAUGACGAAAGGAAAAACAGAUUCCUUGAGAUCUCUGGAGGACUUCCUGGGAGCAGAGCUGGAUAAGCAAAAUUCAGCUGGUCCUGGAGCAGGAGGAGCCCAUGCCAUUCGCACUGGGAGAAGUGGGGGGUUCUGGGAAAACUCUGUGCAGCAGGUCCUGGGAGAAGAGGACACCCUCCGCUCAGAUGUGCAGAGCCAGCAGUUCAGGUGGUUCUGCUACCAGGAGACUGAAGGACCACGAGAAGUUUGCAGCUGGUUCUACCACCUUGACCAUCAAUGGCUGAAGCCAGAAAGGCACACGAAAGCUGAGAUGCUGGACCUGGUGAUCUUGGAGCAGUUCCUGGCUGUCCUUCCGGGCUCCAAACACGAGGGAGAGUCUCCUAAAAUCAUCUACUAA
Messenger RNA from Podarcis muralis (Common wall lizard), 1243 nucleotides. The record is from RefSeq and is a predicted model, not a curated record. NCBI's taxonomy places the organism in Eukaryota, Metazoa, Chordata, Lepidosauria, Squamata, Lacertidae.